AUGGUUUUCGAAGUUUGUCGUACUGCUUUUGAGUAUAAGGAUGACAGAGGUAACGUUUUUGAAGGUGUUUUAUGCAAACCGAAAAACCUCGUUGGAAAAACACCCGGUGUACUUGUCUACCAUACCUUCGCAGGUUGUACCGAUUUUGAAGCUUCCAGAGCUGCUAAAUUAGCAGAGUUGGGAUACAUAGCUCUGGCCGCUGAUGUGUAUGGUAAAGGAAUAAGAGGGAAAAGUUUCGAAGAGAACUUUAGUAUCAUGAAGCCAUUGAUAGCUGAAAGAGGAACAACGCUAAAGGAUAGAUUGUUCUGCUCACUUAAUGCUCUGAAAUCGGUUGAAAAUGUAUUGGAUGAUAAAAUUGCUGCCAUAGGGUACUGUUUUGGUGGACUAUGUGCGAUGGACUUAGGCAGACAUGGGUCUGGGAUUGUUGCAGCUGUCUCAUACCAUGGGACUUUAACUCCUUUAGGAGAUAAUGAACGCAACGCAGUAAUUACUACUUUCCAGGUUCACCAUGGUGCCGAGGACUCCCAUAUUACACAAAAAAGUAUUGUUGAUUUCCAACAAGAAAUGAGAGACCGUAAAGCUGAUUGGUCAUUCACAUCACACGGAAAUGCUUAUCAUGGCUUCACAGAACCUCAUAUUGAUUCCUUCAAUUUACCAACGCUGAAAUACAAUAAAGAAGCUGAUGUACGUUCUUGGGCGGCAACUGUGGCUCUUUUUUCCGAAAAGUUCUAA
This is a messenger RNA of Auanema sp. JU1783, 732 nucleotides long. NCBI's taxonomy places the organism in Eukaryota, Metazoa, Nematoda, Chromadorea, Rhabditida, Rhabditidae. The record is from the annotation of a GenBank genome assembly.